Molecule: messenger RNA, 2674 nt
Organism: Saccostrea echinata
Lineage: Eukaryota; Metazoa; Mollusca; Bivalvia; Ostreida; Ostreidae
Product: PGAP2-interacting protein-like
Exons: 15
Coding region: 104-2185 (693 amino acids)
Biological process (GO): GPI anchor biosynthetic process
Cellular component (GO): endoplasmic reticulum
Source: RefSeq, a predicted model, not a curated record
GUCUAAAAAAAUGUUUCACGUUGUUUACAUUUCUACUUUUGAGGGUUCCAAUAGAUUAAACAUGUUAAACGCUUAGUCUUCGUGUGCCACGACGAGCAUAAACAUGGAGGACCAAAUUGAGCUGUUCUCUUUUCGAUCAAUUGCUCGAGAAACAAUAAAUGGUUUUGUAUUUUGGUCCUUGUUUCAAGGUCUAGGGCCUAUGAUAUGGUUCUAUCCUUUAAAUGAACUUGAUAUAUCCGGAUAUGAGGCGUUUGCUGCCACCUGGUUCAGCCCUAUUCUCCUUGGUAUACCAGGCAUGAUGUUACUGGUUCAGAAUCGAUGGGUCUUGGGUUUGCUUCGGCUACUGAUGGUUGGAUCCUUGGCCUCAUUUCAGGCACCCACAACUCUGACCAGACUCAUGAUUCUUGCAGGGGGAGCUGGAGUUCAAAUGCUCGUUUUAGCAUCCACAUUAUGGAGUCCAGAUGUCAAAAUAAGAUCCUCAACAUUCUGGGGACUUUUUCUGGGACUACUGUCCUUGAUCACAAGCAGGGUAUGGUUUGUCUCCUUUAUUCCCACCUGGUGGAGCAACAGUACAAACUCAGCAAUCAUUGCCAUAGCCGUCAUUUCCACCAUAGACCAAAUAUUUUCAGGAGCAGACAUUGUAAACAACAAAGAAAAAGAGAGACCUGAUCAGCCAUACUGGUUCCCUACAGCUAUUGGAUUUGGAAGUCUUAUCUAUCUGACACACUGGUGUUUUGGGGAGGUGUCAUUAAUUACUAGAUGGGUGGUGACUGGCUUUCCAGACCAUGGACCAAUGCCUUAUCCUUGGGGAAUUGGAGUAUUCUUAUGUCUUGUAUUUGGAUUUUACAUGUCAGCAUGUCGCCACGUAGCACAAAGUAAAAUCUGGUGGCUGAUAGGUGCCCUAUCUCUAGCUGGACUGUAUUACUUACCAACCUUCCAGGGCUACACAGCUGGCCUAGUAUUAGCUGUAUACACCAUGUCCAUUUGGCCAGAAAUGGCUGACAGGAUCAGUAGAUGCCCUCCAGCAAGGUCACUUGUGGUUGCCGUGGUCACCUAUCUUGUGGAGAUUUUCUUUUUUGUGUGGACCGUGGCAUAUAACUUUGUACCUGGUGGUGUCUAUACUAGAGAACAUACAGACUAUCUUAUAGCAGCUGUGAUGUUAGGAAUAUUUAUAGGAUUAUUUAUUGGUAAAUCUUUUGACCAGACCUUUACAGUAUUACCUGUAGUUGAUAAGAAGAGGAUUUCACUUUCAAAAGUCAACAUCUUUUUGGGACUGAUUCUGUGCUGUGGCCUGACUGGAUUUGCCACAAGAUACAGUCAACAAAAGAUUUCCCAUCCUGCAAAGGCAGAAUCUGAACCAGAAUUUUCAGCCAUGAUUUGGACAUACCACUUUGGCUAUGACAAUAAAGGCUGGCCGAGUCUGGAACGCUCUGCCAAACUUAUCAAUGAAACAGGAGCUGAUUUUGUGACCCUUCUGGAGAGUGAUGCUUCCAAACCAUUCCUUGGGAACAAUGAUCUUGGAAUGUGGUUGGGGGAGAAGCUGGGAAUGUACGUAGACUUUGGACCUGCAACAAAAACACACACAUGGGGGAAUCUGAUAUUAUCUAAGUAUCCAAUUGUAAAGUCUACUCACCAUCUUCUUCCCUCACCACAUGGAGAGUUGGCUCCAGCUAUCACAGCGACAGUGGACUAUGGAGGGAAACAUGUAGACUUUGUGGUCACUCAUAUGGGGAAUGAUAGAGAUGUACUGGACCGAGAACUACAGGCCAAAUUUCUGGCCAAGGAACUCAGAGAGAGCAAAAAUCCAGUAGUUUUCCUUGGUUAUGUGACCUCUGCCCCUGGAAGUCGUGACUACCAUGAACUUUUGACCAGUGGAAAUGUCAAGGACAUUGAUGAAACUGAUCGAGACAGAUGGUGUGAAUAUAUUAUAUACAGAGGACUCAGAAAACUGGGAUAUGCUCGUAUAACACAUGGGGGUUUGAGUGACACUGAAGUACAAAUGGCCAAAUUCCAGAUUCCAGGGAAUCCGGACAAUUACAAAGAUUACACAAGACUGACAACAGAUCCCUCUCAAGUGGAUCCUAGUGUACAUUUUAAUAAGAGAUUUGGAUCCUUUCAUCGUGGCCAUGGUUAUUUUUCUGACCAUAAAUUCCACAUGAGCACUCCUAAAUACUUCCUGCCAUAGAUUUAAUCAAAACUUGCCAUUCCUGACUUCCAGAAAUUCCAAGAAAUUACAAACUGUAUGCUUGUGUCUCUGUGCAAAGAGUGAAUGAUGCCUAUAAUUCUUUGAUUAUAAACAUGAAGCACCAUGUUUAAAUUACAAGGACCUGCAGCAGUGAACUAGUAUGCUUGACCAAUGAUACUCCAGAAUCUGUCAUGUAAAUGGUGUGCUAUUGCUAUCAUAUUUAACUGCAUUGUGAACAAGUGGUAAAGUUGAAUAUAAGGUUGAAGAUGUGAUUAGCUUAGUGUAACCAUACUCUACACUGGGCCUGUGACUUUUGUCCACUUUGCACUGGGAGAAACUGGUUUGAAGCACAACUGUACUUAGUUUUUAUUUCCUAGGAGAGAACAAAUAUGACAUUGAGUAAUCAUUAUACUAUAUCUUAAACCAGACAUUGAUUCUUUGUCCUCAUCAUUCAGAAAGAAAAUGCUAAUAAAAUGAUUUACCACUGAA